UUCGUUCAAUCAUUUUCAAGCAAGCAGCUAAAAUAUAAAUCAGCUUUUGAAACCCUCUAUAUGAAGCUAGGUUGGGCCCUUUAUUGGUUCAUAAAAAAAAAAAAGCUGAGCUGAUCUGCUUUGGUGUUUGAGAAUUGUAAGAUGUCUGAGCAGGGAAGAGGCAGUGCAGGAACCAUUGGGGUGGUGGUAGUUUUAUGCCUAAUGGUUCAGUUGGGAUGCAGCAACGCAGCCACUUAUAGGGUCGGAGAUUCUGGUGGCUGGAGCUUCAACACAGAUAGCUGGCCCAAUGGAAAGCAAUUUAGAGCCGGCGAUGUGCUUUUGUUCAACUAUGAUCCAAAACUGCACAAUGUGGUAGCUGUGGACAAGGGUGGCUACAGCAGCUGCACAACUCCGAAGGGUGCAAAGGUGUUUAAAUCCGGAAAGGACCAAAUAAGGCUAGGGAGGGGACAAAACUACUUCAUAUGCAAUUUUCCAGGGCAUUGCCAGUCUGGGAUGAAGAUUGCUAUCAAUGCUGUCUAGCUAUGGAUAUAUACAAUAUCAUCCUGAGCUACUAAAUUCGUAUCCAUAUGUAUGCUCCUUUGUACUCUUUUUAGAUAUUCCCAACCUGGCAACCAAAGUUCACGGACUUGCAUUAAAAUUUGUCUCGGUGAGCUUCUCUUCAUGUGUAUGGUCCAACUUUCCAUCAUAAUAUCGUUUUAUUUUUA
Prunus avium (sweet cherry) is the source of this 704-nucleotide messenger RNA. RefSeq names its product basic blue protein. Gene Ontology annotation, molecular function: electron transfer activity. Gene Ontology annotation, cellular component: plasma membrane. Lineage: Eukaryota; Viridiplantae; Streptophyta; Magnoliopsida; Rosales; Rosaceae. The record is from RefSeq and is a predicted model, not a curated record.